GGAAAGAAGGAGCCUGCAAGGGCUUGAGGAAAAGGGGCCCGGGUCUCCCCUGGGGAGCGGGCCUGCCUUGCCAUUGGGGUGGAAGGAUCCUGAAGGGACUUGUUGCAUGGAGAGGAGCUUUUUUUUGGGGGGGGGGUGCCAGUCCAGACUUCCCCUGGAACUCUUCCCUAAACUGGACAGAAGGGUGAUGGUGGGUGGGUGCCCCAUAGGAAAGGUAAUCCUUCUGGGCUGUGGAAAGGAGAAAGGAGGGAGAACCUCAUCCAGGUGUCGCAGUGGUUGGAGCCAGGUGCGGGGAGAAGGGAGAGGGAUCUGCAGAGAAGCAGGCCUGGGAUUGCCUUGCACCGGGCGGAGAGUCCUGGCAGUCACUAAUCAAUGAGGAGAAGCUUCUUGGUUGGGUCCACUGGAAGGAGUCUUGCAGGCCAUCUUGUCAACUCUUUGCUCAUUCUGGGAUGGGCCAGGCCACAUCUCCUCUGACGCUUAGAUGGGGGGGGCAGUGGUUCCUACCGUCUGGCAAAUUGAGGUCUGUUGGACAAGAGAAGAGAGCAGGCAGAAGAAGCUGGUGAUAGGUGGGACCAGCCGUGUUGAGGGGAGAUCUGCAAGCAGGGAAGCUGGUCGGGGCUCUAGAGGGUAGCAAGAAACGGCUGGCGGUUAGUUCCUUUUUCGGUCUAGAACUGCAGGGUCAAGACCAAGCCAGCAGAACCACAGGUUCAACAGAAAUCCACAUGUUGGCUGCUAGAUCUGGAACACUGUAGGCCAAAAAGAGAGUAAUUUUUCAGACUCUUUGAUCAGGAAAAAGGCCUCUACAAACACAUGCUCAAAGCAGGGAGACGGAUCUUUGAACAUAGAUGGGCCUGCAGGUCUCCAUGAGGAACUGAGUGAUUUGUAAUGAGGCAGGUUGGGAUUUGGGAGAAGAGAUGGUGGUCCUUCAAUACUGGGAUGCCUGCUUGUAGGUACUGAUGUGGGAAAGCAUGGGGGGGUAGAGAGGGAGGGGAUGCACUGCUUGAGUGAGGCUAAGCCUUGCUUUGUGCCCCAGACAAGCAAGGAGCGUUCGGCUGUUCGAAGGUAGCAGGACUGGACGAACUCCCACCGCCCCUCACCCUUGGCUACGCUGGAUAAAGCUGUUAUUGGCCGUUUUCUGAAUGGAUUCCAGUGAAUUUCCUGGCUCCUUGGGGCCUCUGUCUCUGCCUGAUAAGCCCCUGAUUGGUGAUCUCCCUGCAGAGAUGGAGUUUGGUGAGGAUCUUCUGGCCUCCCAGACAGCAUCGAUCCCACAAGGCUCAGCUCUCCCGAGCCAAGAGAUGGAGUGGGAAGAGCCCAAGAGAGCCCCUUCGGAGGGAGACGUGGAUCUCGCCUUGGCGAAAGCCGACGAGCUAAGGAAGCCUGACAGCCUGGCCCUGGACAAGCCUGGCGCCCUGGAUGUUUCGGAGAAGCCCAGCCUCCUGGAGCACGUGGACAAAGAGGAGGAUGUGGUGAUUUUGGAGAAGGCUGAGAACGUGGAUAGCCUGUACCAGGCCCAUGGUUCUGAGGACCCGGAGGCUGGGCCUGGGGACCCAGCUGCAUCCGGAACAGAAGCUCUUGUGCCGGAAACGUGGGCGGAGGAAAGUGCACCAAAAACAGACUCUGGGGGCCCUAAAGAGGACGGGGCCCCGAGCACAGCCUCCCUCCCGGACAGCCACGUGGUGGAGUCCCCAGACGUGGUGGAGGUGAGCAGCACGCCCCCUUUGCAAGAAGCGGCGGCAGCAGCGGCGGCGGCCUCGCCCAGCAGUUCACCAACAGGCCAGCGGCCAGCUAAGAAAGUUCGCUUGAAAUCUCCCAGGAAGAGCUCCCCAGUGCGGAAGGACGAAGAGGCGGCAUCCUCGGAGGAAGGGAACGAGGCGGCCUGCAAUAGCAUUCCCAGUGCCACGCCGGGGACGGGGAGUCCCGCGGAGGCCGAGAAGGAGGGCUCCGACUCCCUUUCGAAGGAGCCGGCCAAGUCUAAAGCACAAGAGACUGAGCCACCAGCCCCCGUUCCAGGGGAAGGCCCUGACGCCAAGGGGAACGAGCAGCCGGUGGUAAAGGAGCCGAAGAGGAGCGAGCGGGCCAGGAGAGCAGAGGUGAACCGGCCAGAGAUCGUGAACUCCUCAGAGAGCAUUCCUGUCUCUGAUGAGGAUUCCGAUGCGAUGGUGGAUGACCCCAACGACGAGGACUUUGUUCCUUCCCGCACGCCCCGCCGCACGACCCGCAUGUCUCUGCGCAACCAGAUGGCGCAACGAGCCGCCCGCUCCACCGUCGCCAAGAUGACGUGUGCCAACUGCCGGACCCCCCUGCAGAAGGGCCAGACCGCCUACCAGCGCAAGGGGCUCCCCCAGCUCUUCUGCUCCAGCUCUUGCCUCACCACUUACUCCAAGAGGCCGCUCAGCAAGAAGACCUGCACCUUUUGCAAAAAGGAGAUCUGGAACACCAAGGACUCCGUGGUGGCCCAAGUGGGCUCGGGCAGCUCUUUCCACGAAUUCUGCUCGUCCGCCUGCCUCUCGCUCUACGAAGCCCAGCAACAGAAGCCGGCCCCGCAGGCCGCAGAGGCCACAGACACAAUCCGCUGCAGCGUGUGCUACAAAGCUGGAGAGAUCCAGCACGAGGUCAGCAACGGGAACGUGGUCCACCGGCUCUGCAGCGACGCCUGUUUCACCAAGUUCCGGGCCACCAAGGGGCUGAAGACCAACUGUUGCGACCAGUGCGGUCUCUACCUGUACAACAAGGGGCUGCCGCUGGAGUACCUCUUCCACGAGGGCCAGCAGAAGCGCUUCUGCAACACCACCUGCCUCAACAACUACAAGAAGAAAAACACUCGGGUCUACCAGUGCAUGUGGUGCAAGACCCUUUGCAAGAACUUCGACAUGAUGUCCCACAAAGACCGGAACGGCAAGUUGAGCCUCUUCUGCUCUGUUUGCUGCACCACCUCAUUCAAAGUCAAGCAGGCCGGCCUGACAGGUAAAGGGGCAGCUCUCUCCUUCUGCCGGAAGACCAUCACCGAGAUCUCCUACUACAACAAGAACGAGCAGGUGGUGUACCAGUUCUGCAGCCCCAGCUGCUGGACCAAAUUCCAGCGCACCAGCCCAGAAGGUGGCGUCCACCUGACAUGCCAUUCCUGCCACAGCCUCUUCACCGAGAAGCCCGAGAUCCUGGAUUGGCAGGACAAGGUCUACCAGUUCUGCUGCCGGGACUGCUGCGAGGACUUCAAGCGGCUGCGAGGGGUGGUCUCCCAGUGCGAAUACUGCAAGCAGGAGAAGCUGCUCCACGAGAAGAUCCGCUUCUCCGGGGUGGAGAAGAACUUCUGCAGUGAAGGUUGCGUGCUCUUAUACAAGCAGGACUUCACGAAGAACCUGGGACUUUGCUGCAUCACCUGCACCUACUGCUCGCAGACGUGCCAGCGGGCCGUGACGGAGCAGCUUGAGGGCAGCACCUGGGACUUCUGCAGCGAAGACUGCAAGAGCAAAUACCUGCUCUGGUACUACAAGGCGGCCCGAUGCCACGCCUGCAAACGCCAGGGGAAGCUGCUGGAAACCAUCCAUUGGCGAGGACAAAUCAAACACUUCUGCAACCAGCAGUGUCUGCUCCGGUUCUACAACCAACAGAACCAGCCCAACCUGGACACCCAGAAGGGGCCCGAGAGCCUCCUGAACAGUCAGAACCCGGAGCCCAAGCAGCCGUCCUCAGCGCCCCAGAAAGCAGAGACCAACACGGUGCCUGCCAAGAACAGCUCUGCCUCAACAACCCCAGCUGCUGCUGCCCCUCCUGCGCCGUCUCAGCCGGCCACCCCGCGCAAGAACAAGGCCGCCAUGUGCAAGCCCCUGAUGCAGAACCGGGGGGUUUCCUGCAAGAUCGAAAUGAAGUCCAAGGGAUGUCAGACAGAGGACGACUGGAAGCCCCAGGUGGUGGUGCUGCCGAUCCCUGUGCCCAUCUUUGUGCCUGUGCCGAUGAACAUGUACUGCCAGAAGGUCCCUGUGCCUUUCUCCAUGCCCGUCCCGGUCCCUGUGCCAAUGUUCUUGCCCACCACCCUGGAGAGCACGGAGAAGAUCGUGGAGACCAUCGAGGAGCUGAAGGUGAAAAUCCCCUCCAAUCCCCUGGAGGCCGACAUCCUCGCCAUGGCGGAAAUGAUUGCGGAAGCCGAGGAGCUGGACAAAGCCUCGUCGGACCUUUGCGACCUGGUGAGCAAUCAGAGUGCCGAAGGCCUCCUGGAGGACUGCGACCUCUUCGGGCCGGCCCGAGACGAUGUGCUGGCCAUGGCCGUGAAGAUGGCAAACGUCCUGGAUGAGCCGGGCCAGGAUUUGGAAGCCGACUUUCCCAAAAACCCCUUGGACAUCAACCCCAGCGUGGACUUCCUCUUCGACUGUGGCCUGGUGGGCCCGGAAGACGUCUCCGCUGACCAAGACUUGCCUCGAGCCAUCCGCAAGGGCCAGAAGCGCCUGGUGCUCUCGGAGAGCUGCUCGCGGGACUCCAUGAGCAGCCAGCCCACCUGCACCGCCCUCAACUACUCCUACGGCGUGAACGCCUGGAAGAGCUGGGUGCAGGCCAAGUAUGCCGGCGGGGAAACCAGCAAGGGGGACGAGCUGCGCUUCGGCCCCAAGCCCAUGCGCAUCAAAGAGGACAUCCUGGCGUGCACGGCCGCAGAGCUGAAUUACGGGCUGGCCCAGUUUGUCAAAGAGAUCACUCGGCCCAACGGGGAGCGCUACGAGCCGGACAGCAUCUAUUACCUCUGCCUUGGCAUACAGCAGUAUCUGCUGGAGAACAACCGGAUGGUGAACAUCUUCACGGACCUCUACUAUCUGACCUUUGUCCAGGAGCUCAACAAGACGCUGAGCGGCUGGCAGCCUACGAUCCUGCCUAAUAGCGCGGUCUUCUCCCGGGUGGAAGAGGAGCACCUCUGGGAGUGCAAGCAGCUGGGCGUCUACUCCCCCUUCGUGCUCCUCAACACCCUCAUGUUCUUCAACACCAAGUUCUUUGGGCUGCAGACGGCAGAGGAGCACAUGCAGCUCUCCUUCACCAACGUCGUGCGGCAGUCCCGCAAGUGCACCACCCCGCGCGGCACCACCAAGGUGGUGAGCAUCCGCUACUAUGCUCCCCUGCGGCACCGGAAGGCGCGAGGUAGGGCGGGAUUCUUUCCUGCCCCUCCCUGGAGGCGGCUUCCCAUCUGGGGCCCGGCCCGGCCUGGCCCUGCAGAGCUCCUGCAAGCAGGCGAGGUCAAGGGCGGGGGAGCCGUUCUCAGACCUCCCUGCCCUCCUCUCUCGGCUGCCGCCUGGGCACUGAAUCCGAGGUGGCUGGCGAGAGGCGGCGGAGCCCUCCUCCCUGCCCGAGGCGUGUGUGUGUGUGUGUGUGUGUGUGUGUCCCAGCCCCAGCCUCAUCGUCUUCCUCCUUCCUUCCUUCCUUCCUUCCUUCCUUCCUUCCAUCUCGCCCAAAGCCCCGAGAGUCUUCGCAGCCGGAACGACGUCUUCUACUUGCAGCCGGAGCGGUCGUGCAUCGCGGAGUCGCCCCUGUGGUACUCGGUGAUCCCGAUGGACAAGAGCAUGCUGGAGAGCAUGCUGAACCGGAUUCUGGCCGUGCGCGAGAUCUACGAGGAGCACAGCCGCGGGGGUGGGGGGCUGGACGACGACAUGGACUGAGCGCUGCUCUGGCCUUCCCGGAGCGGAGACUGUGCGGCUGUGUCGCAAUCCUGCCGGCAGGUCAUUGGGGGACAUCUGGGGGGUGGGGGGGCCGAGGAAGGGGCGGAGAGAGUGUGGGGCACCUUGCCCCUUCCCCAUCCGGGUUGUGAUGAGCCCGUAGGACUCUUCCCACUAUGCGCUAGUGAACGGUUCCCCCGAGAGGAGGUUCCCCCCCCCACUGGGCACCCUUCUCCCUCUCUUUGUUGCUGCCUCGGAGUGCCUGCCUGCCUGCUUGCCCCCCCACCCCACCCCCUCUGGCCCACGUAGCACAAGACGGAUGAGGCCAGGCUGGGGAAGCAUAGCGGGAGGCUCUUUUUUGAGGGGGGGAAGGAGAGAGAUGGCAGAGGUUCUGUAGCAGGGGCCGAGGGGGUCCCUUUCGGUGGGCUGAAGCCCCUUCGGGAUUGACAUAAUGCGUGGGAAGGGGGGCCCAUUGUGCGCAUGUCCUCCUGCGUGGGGCUCCUGCAGGGCCCCCCCUCUGCCCCACCUGCGCUCUUUCCUUGGGGAGGCCCUCUUUCCUUGACCCCAAUGGUUGGUGUCCUUUCUUCUAUCUCCUCCCUUGCAGGUUGGGGAUGGCAGGGCGGGCUCCGAAAGACCCACCGGGAGCCUCUUCCGCCCGGCUUCCCUGACGCCCUGCCUGGCCACCCCAGGCUCUCGCUCUCUCUGCCACCCGGGGCCAGAGGUCCUCCGGCAUCUCCCCUCUGCCAUCCCCGUCUGUGUGUGUUGCGUCAACCUCUCCGCGCUGUGGCUGCUGGUGGUGGUGGUGGUGCUGGUGGUGCCCGUCUUAUUGAGCCUGUAUAUAUUGUUCUGGCCCAAGCCCCCCCCCAAUCCCCGUUGUGUCCUUGUCGCCAGUGAGCCAGUUUGCGGGUCUUGUCGUUUGUAGUGAUACUGGGGCGUUAGGACCCGCCCUCGCCGCCCCACCUCCCUUGCUGACCCAUCUUUCGGGAAAUCAUGCAUUUCAAAUAAAGGCACAAAACCUG
Messenger RNA from Pogona vitticeps (central bearded dragon), 6649 nucleotides. NCBI's taxonomy places the organism in Eukaryota, Metazoa, Chordata, Lepidosauria, Squamata, Agamidae. The record is from RefSeq and is a predicted model, not a curated record.